Messenger RNA from Aspergillus aculeatinus CBS 121060, 761 nucleotides. RefSeq lists its product as uncharacterized. The record is from RefSeq and is a predicted model, not a curated record. The coding region runs from base 99 to 542 and encodes 147 amino acids. NCBI's taxonomy places the organism in Eukaryota, Fungi, Ascomycota, Eurotiomycetes, Eurotiales, Aspergillaceae. The transcript has a single exon.
CGAAGGGGUCCUCCGUUGGCGUGUUCCAAUCUGUGCCUGGAUGCGAGUGUGGAUAAUGUUCAAUCACGGGCACACGAGCUUUAUGGGAUUAUCUGGCUAUGCAGUUGGUCGACUUUCUUGUUUUGCAGACAUUAUUUUCUAGGGAGGCGUUGUCUUGUCUUCAUAACCUUGUGGGUUUUGUUAUCUUUUAUCUUCCAGCUCCUCAUAGGCGCCUCCGGGGCGGUUCGCGAUCAUCCACUAUGACAAACUGGGCGCCGGGUUGCUGCCAGCAGAAAGAGGCCCUCGCUGCAGCGGGUUAUGGAGGUUCAAAGCAGCGCAAGUCGAUGCGCAUCCCUAUCCUUUUCGCAUGGACCCUUUGCAUUCGAUCUCUGAGAAAUGGUCUGAUUAUCGAGAAAAUCCGCACAUUUCCACGAUGGGCCAGAUGUUCGUCACACUUGCCUCGCCUAUCAGAUCUCCCCCAGCACAGUCUUAUCAUCAUAAUCAGAUUUCCCCCACUUUGCUGUGUUCUAAUCUGUUGUCCUUGUUUGUUUAUUUUCGGUUAAAGAGAAUGCAUGGAAUUGUCACUGAGUUUGAACCCAUCCCCCCCAUUUUCCCUUACUUGUUCCCCUAUCUUGUCAGUCACGCGAUCUUAAUAACUAUACAUGUGUCUUUCGCGGCGGAUGCCAAGCCAUAAGAAAGAGAAUCUUGAAGCAGAACUCAUCCUUAUUUCAUUGUCUUCUGAUCACUGCAGUGCUUAUCUUUGCCAUGCUCUCGGUUGCAUG